This is a messenger RNA of Colletotrichum navitas, 1869 nucleotides long. RefSeq names its product branched-chain amino acid aminotransferase. Gene Ontology annotation, cellular component: mitochondrion. The coding region runs from base 151 to 1422 and encodes 423 amino acids. The record is from RefSeq and is a predicted model, not a curated record. Lineage: Eukaryota; Fungi; Ascomycota; Sordariomycetes; Glomerellales; Glomerellaceae. Gene Ontology annotation, biological process: L-valine biosynthetic process; L-leucine biosynthetic process. The transcript has 2 exons. Gene Ontology annotation, molecular function: branched-chain-amino-acid:2-oxoglutarate transaminase activity.
CCAUCUGCCUAGGUGUUACCACGGUUCGUGCUACUCGUCACCUCGCUUAGCCAUCCAUCCCGAUCCUCCGUCCGAGAUAUCCAAGACAUAUCUCGCUCCCAUCGCUGCACUUGCACACCACCACCUCGAACAGACCUAAACGGCAACCCAAUGGCUCCCGGCACCAUCUCCCCUGGCCUCCACCAUGGCAACCAGGACGUCGACCUGACCUCUUCUGCCAUCGAGCACAAGCUCGAGGCCAUCCCCAAUGGCAAGGGCACUAACGGUGACGCCAACGGCAAGCCCGCGUACCGAGAACUUGACGCCUCCAAGCUCAUCUACAACCGUACUAAGAACCCCCGUCAAGUCCCCGAUCUGGCCAGCGCCAAUGCCGGCCCCGAGACCAUCGCCACCGACCACAUGAUCGCCGCGACCUGGAAGGCCGGCGCCGGCUGGUCCGCCCCGGAGCUCAAGCCCUACGGCCCCAUUUCCCUCAUGCCCACAGCCUCCGUCUUGCACUACGCCACCGAGUGCUUCGAGGGUCUCAAGGUCUUCCGCGGCUUCGACGGUGCUCUCCGUCUCUUCCGCCCCGACCGCAACUGCGAGCGCAUGCUCAUGUCCUCCACCCGUAUCGCUCUGCCUGGCUUCCCUCCCGCCGAACUCAAGAAGCUCCUCAUCGCUCUGAUGGCCGUCGACGGCCCCAAGUGGCUCCCCCGCGACCGCCCCGGCUCCUUCCUCUACCUCCGCCCCACCAUGAUUGGAACCCAGCCUCAGCUCGGCGUCCAGGCCCCCUCCGAGGCCAUGCUCUACAUCAUCUGCACUUUCAUGCCCGUCAUGGACUCCCCCGUGGGCGGCAUGAAGCUCCACACGAGCCCUGAGGACAUGGUCCGCGCCUGGGUCGGUGGUUUCGGUUAUGCCAAGGUCGGUGCCAACUACGGCCCCUCUCUGCUCGCCACCGCCGAGGCCCGCAGCCGUGGUUUCGGCCAGAUCCUCUGGCUGUACGGACAGGAGCAGUACUGCACCGAGGCCGGCGCCAGCAACUUCUUCGUUGUGUGGAAGAACAAGGAGACCGGCAAGACAGAGGUUAUCACCGCCCCCCUCGACGACCGGUUGAUUCUGGACGGCGUCACCCGACGUAGUGUCUUGCAACUUAUCCGUGAGCGCCUCAGCGACGAUGUCGAGGUCGUUGAGAGGAGAUACACCAUCAAUGAGGUCAUUGAGGCCUACGACGAGGGCCGUAUUGUCGAGUCUUUCGCAGCUGGCACUGCUUACUUCGUUUGCCCCAUCUCCGUCAUCCACCACCGGGGCAAGGAUGUCAGCUUGAACAUGGGCAGUGAUGGCCAAGGCGGCAAGUACACGCUCCAAAUCAAGCAGUGGAUGAAGGACAUCAUGUACGGCGGCGAGCAGCACGAGUGGGGCGUCGUCGUCCAAGAGGAACUCUAGACGUUUUCCCGCUUCCUGCACGAAAAAUAGAAAAGAGAAAAACUGGGGGUGAAAGAAAUGAAAAGACGGUGAAUGGGAGGAGAUAUACACACAUAUGUACCUCGAACUGAGGCUGGUCGGUCAAACAGACACGAAAACAACAAAAGUCACGGCUGGGGCGUUGGAUGGCAUUCUGUACCCCAAAACGGUGAGUUUUUUGAACCGGGGGGUUUUUUCCCAUACAAAAAGACUUGGUGCAUUUGGCAUGAUAUACUUGGAUUUAUCACCUUAGCAUCAGCAAUUCACAUCAUUUAAUAUGCAUUGAGGGGAAACCCGGACAGGUCUUGAAUCUCUUGGCAAAGGCCGAAAAUAACACGGCUCAGAGACGAAGUCUUGAGACCAAGCAUAUAAGGAUAGGAUCAAGAUUCAAGAAAGGGCCUAUUCCUAUUAAAGUAGAAAUGUGAAGAA